Molecule: messenger RNA, 5202 nt
Organism: Stegostoma tigrinum
Lineage: Eukaryota; Metazoa; Chordata; Chondrichthyes; Orectolobiformes; Stegostomatidae
Product: syncoilin-like
Exons: 4
Coding region: 194-1147 (317 amino acids)
Cellular component (GO): intermediate filament
Source: RefSeq, a predicted model, not a curated record
AGGGGUUGGCACAUGUUGGAUGUGAAUGUCCCUGUGGAUUGGGGACAUGCAGCUGGUGCCGGUGGAUCGUGCCCUGAAAUUCUGUUUGUUCGUAUACAACAUGGACGUCAUUCAGAGUAAGUGGGAAUCCACAGGAUAUCUAUUCCCUGUUGCUUUUUCUUAACAUCCAGCUUGUUUGGACCAUUUGGAUAAAAUGAAUGAUUUCCAAGAGGAUCCUCCUGUUGAGAUUAUCAGGAUCGUUGAUUCACUGCAAGCAGUAGGAAAACGUUUCCAAGAAUGUAUAGACAGUGUUGGAGAACUUCUGGAAGAAAGGGAGAAUCUUAUCAAAGAAUUAAGCUUCAUGAAGGAGCCAGUGUAUAAAGAGAUUGGCAAUUUGAGGGCUGAACUCUUGAAGCUUUACCAAACUAAAUUAAAGGCAGAGAUUGAAUGUGAUAACUUCAAAGAAGAAAUGACAUGCACAAAAAAAACCUUGUUUAAGAUCACUAAAGCUCAAAUGACAUGUAAAUAUGAAUUACACAUCAAUAAACAGGACUUGUCCCUAACUACAUCGCAACGGAAAACACUAGAAUCUAGGGCACAGACACUUUCUGAUGAAUUGGCUGUACUUAAACAUUGCCACCAGAAAGAAAUAAACCAACUGAUUCGUCAGUUGGAAAGUAUUAAAAAUGGGAGGAGUACGCUGUCCCUGAUGAACAGUCAUCAAACAAAUGAAGAAUUUCAAAGCUUGUUCGGAGAACAGUGGCAAUGGCUAGAGAAAUACUAUGAACCUAAAGUGAGAAAUCUCCUGAAUUGGAGUAAGACCAGGGCUGAAUCACUUAAAUGCACAUUGCAAGAAAUUGAAAAUUUCAAAAAACAGUUGCAACCUCUGCAGGAACAGGUGACAAAACUAAACACAAGGAGACAACGCCUGGAAGGACAGGUGCAAUUUAUUGAGAGAAAGUGGGCUGAGGACAUUCUGCAAUAUCAGGAACAAAAAAGGGAGCUGCAAGAAAAAGUCAGCCUCUUGAAAACUGAACUUGAUGUGCAGAAGCAAAAGAACAACAACAUUAAACAAUUGAAAGAGAGUCUCUCCGAGGAAUUAUUUGUUUACAAGGAAAGUUUAACAGCAUUUGGAACUCUUACUGAAUCUUCAAACAAGCUGGAUUAAAGAAUUCAAAAUAAUCAGCAUGUCAAGAAAGUUGUUUAAGUACUAGUCACAUGCAUUUUUCCAAUUAAGUUGCUCAAGGGACUUGCUUAGGCAUUAUUUCAAAAGAGUAUCUCUUACUUAUAUAUAAGUGAGUUCUCAUAGCAUCUUUACUCAUCUAACAUCCCACAUAGUCUCAUUAAAUGGGAGAACAGAUUGAGAGCCUGUUUUCCUUGUACUUCACAGCAUUUUAAAACAAAAUAAGACUCAAGGGCAAUGAGGGACAGGCACUAAAUGCUGGACAGCAGUGACGUCCACAUCUCACAAGAGAAUAAAAAACUCAGCCACAAAAGAUGAUGCAAGGUCACCAGAUCAAAAGGCUACCAUAAAAGGGAUGUAAAUGUAAAAUACAAUUGAUUUUCAAUUCUGAAGCAUAAGACAGUAAGGCAUUGUUUAUUCCUUUCUCGAGUUAGAAUUAGGUUUUAUUGUCACAUGUAUUCAAGUACAGGAGGACAGUGAAAAAUGUAUAAUGUCAUCAUUUUAGGUACAAAAACCCGAAUUCUUAGAAAACAUCCGUUUUAGAUGCAAAAGCCAAAACAAACAUCUAAGAAACAAAAUACAGAAUUAAAAAAAAAAUCAAAAGCAGAUAUACAACAAGAGCCAAGAAGGAGGGGUGAGGCGUUCAGAUCUAAAAGUCUUAUCUCUAUAACCAAGCCUCCUUCCUCAAAGCCUUGAGUCUCAGUGCUGCUGCCAAUGCAGACUCUUGGAACUCACUCCCACAGGUACUUGGAAGUCAAUCUCACUGCUGCCACUAACCGUCAGAACUCAUUCCCUAUGUUGCCUCCCGACCUUAUGCCAACUCCUAAUUUCUUCCAGGUAGGCUUUCAUGAUAAAAGAUUGUAUUGUAACAUAGCAGAAACUGUUUUUGAUAACAAUAUGGUUUGAGAAAUAAAAGUGAAUUAUAUAGUAAACUGUGUGUUAGGGUCACUUGUGGGACUUGCCCCAUUCAGUGACUCCUGUCCCUGACUGAGGUAGCUAGAUGAAUGUUUCCCAGGCCCUGGCAUUUUUCCAACAUGGAAUCAAAGAUUGAUUUAUUAAUAAAACAUUUAAAAUAUGGGGGAAUUACACCACUAUUCCACCGUACAUACAACUUGCCAGGAGAUUAAAGAUGACAGAAUAGCAGAUAGGCUAGAAAUUACACAUUUUGGUAAAUCCACAGGAGUUUUAAAAAAUCAGUUGAUGUGAAUUAUAACUUCAUUAAGGUCACUAUGUAAUAACAGCUUUCUUGGUGAGCUGGGCUUUGUCAUCUUUGUGGUCAGUUGGCUUGCCGAGCUAGUUUGUUAUUCCGCAGACGUUUCAUUACCCAGCUGGGUAAUAUCAGCAGUGUAGCCCCCGAUGAAGCACCAUUAUAUUUUCCCACCUGUUAUUUAAACUCUGGUGUCCGUUGAGCUGGAUGAUCUCACGUCCGGUUUUCCUUCACAAUGGAGUGUAUAAGGGGUCUAGCUCUGUGUGUUAGUUUAUGGAUUUCUUCAUGGAGAAACAAGCCUCUAAGAAUUCCCCUGCUUGUCUAUGCUGGGCCUGUCCCAGGAUCCUGGUGUUGUCCCAAUCAAACUGGUCAUUUUCCUCAUCCAUGUGGAUGAAAAUGUGGGAGUAUUGGUCGUGUCUAUUUGUUGCCAGUUGAUGUUCAUGUACUCUUGUGGUUAAUUUCCUUCUUGUCUGUCCAAUGUAAUGUUUGUCGCUGUCUUUGCAGGGAAUCUUGUAUACGACAUUGGUCCUGUCCACUAUGGGCAGCGGGCCUUUGGUUCAGGUGAGCAGUUGGCGAAAGGUUGAUGUGGGUUUGUGUGUUACUCUGAUGCCCAGUAGUUGGAGGAGUCUUGUGGUCAAUUCAGAUGUGCUCUUGACGUAAGGUAGUGUGAUGAGUGUGUCAGAGCAUGCAGUGUCUUCCUGGUGUUACUAGUGUAAGAGGCAUCUUCUGACCCAGUUUUUUUUCGGGUAUCUGUUGUCUUUGAACACUUGGAAGAGGUACUCCUCUUCUCUUUGACGUCGUUCUGUGUUGCUGCAGUAUGUUGUUGCCUGUUUAAAUAGAGUUUUCACGCAACUUAGUUUGUGUGUUAGGGUGGUUGUUAUUGAAAUUUAGUGCUUGUUCAGUGUGUGUGGCUUUCCUGUGUACCUUUGUUAGAAAUUCCCCUUUGGCCCUGUGCUCCACCAUGGAAUGGGAGCUGUUAGUUCUUUUCCUCUUCUCUGGUGAAUCUGAUCCCGGUGGGGGUGUUAUUUAUUAGUUUAUGUGUCUCCCCUAGUUUGGUCCAUUUAACAACGACGAAGGUGUCAUCCACGUAGCGUAUGCAUAGUUUCAGUUGGAUUAGGGGAAGGGCCACGCUUUCAAGUCUCUACAUCACUGCUUCUGCUAUUAGUCUGGAGAUAGGUGACCCCAUGGGUGUCCCUUUGGUCUGUUCGUAGAUUUGGCCAUUGAAGGUCGUGAGGCAUAGAUCCAAUAGUUUCUUUUGGGGUGGUGUCAUUGGGAUCAUGUCCUUAUUUUGUAUGGUGCCAGUGUUUCUCUUGCUAGUGGUAUGUCUAUCAGUGUGACUAGGGCAGUAACAUCAAAUGAUACUAUGGUCUCCUCGUUGUCUAUUCUUGUCCUUGAUGGAAUUGAGGAACUCCUCGGCUGAGUGGGGUUACUUGCAGACGAGGUGCUUUAGUCUCCUUUGUAGCUCCUUGGCUAAUUGAUGCGAUAGGGUGCCUGGCAGGGAGACUAUAGGUCUGAGGGUUACUUCCACUUUAUGCACCUUCAGGAGGCCAGAGAAUUGGGGUGUGUUAGUUCCUUCUGAUUUCAUUCAUAAGAAGUCUGUUUGGUUGAUUUGUCCGGUCUGUUUGAGUCUCCUUAGUGUAUCAAAUAUCUUGUUGCCUGGUUGUGGUGUCAGGUCUAUCUCCACUUGCUGGUAUGUGUUCUCGUCAGCUUGUAAUGUCUGUGCUUUGGACAGGUUGUCCCGUUUGCUGUGAGUUGUCUGUGGAACAACGAACUAGCUCAGCGAGCCAACCAACCACAACAUUCACAAUCUGAGCUACAAAUCUACUCAAAAACCUUUGUCAUCUUUCUUUGUGCAACAUUCAGGCCUCUUUCCAUUCAGUAAUUUGAAAUCAAAAGUAAAUGGUGCAAGUCAGGAUUCCAACUCAGUGUAGAGUAUUGCUUUCCCUAUGGAAUCAAACAGCAACCAAGAUAAAGUCAGAUUUGUAUAUUUAAACAACUCAACAAACUCAGAUGUCAUCAUGUGAAAAAGACAGGCAUUUCAAAGGCUGAGGAACCACUUUGGUGAGCAAAUUAUAAAGUCAUUAAGUUUCAGUUUAGCUCCCCACAUUUCCAUUGCAGGUGAAGAGGUAGUACAAAUCACUAGCACCUAUUUCAAUAUAAUGGGUUUUGAAGCUUUCCUUCAUCCAGAGUAGACAAAGACCUUGAGAUAGUAGGAACUACAGGUGCUGGAGAAUCUGAGAUAACAAGGUGUAGAGCUGGAUGAACACAGCAGGCCAAGCAGGAUCACAGGAGCAGGAAAGCUGAAAAAUUUCUGAAGGGACCAGAGCCAAAACUUCAGCUUUCCUGCUUCUCUGAUGUUGCCUGGCCUGCUCUGUUCGUCCAGCUCUACACCUUGCUAUAGAACAUAGAACAUAGAACAUUACAGCACAGUACAGGCCCUUCAGCCCUCGAUGUUGUGCCGACCUGUCAUACCGAUCUCAAGCCCAUCUAACCUACACUAUUCCAUGUACGUCCAUAUGCUUAUCCAAUGACGACUUAAAUGUACUUAAAGUUGGCGAAUCUACUACCGUUGCAGGCAAGGCGUUCCAUUCCCUUACUACUCUCUGAGUAAAGCAACUACCUCUGACAUCUUAGACAAAGACCUUUGUGUAAGGUUUCGAAGGAACAUCUACACAAUGCAGGGAGCUCAGAAGCUUCUGGAAGUUGGAACAUAUAAUUGCCUUGGCUGCUUUAGGAGUCCAGCAAAGGUUGUCCAUUUUUAACACAAACAGAAAUAUAGAACAAAGUUUUCUUUGGAGUUUCUCUUCAUGUCCUCAGUCCAUCACACUUUCAA